AUGAUUGCAUCCAACAAAGCAGCCAUUUUCAGCCUUUUGGCAUUCCUUCUUGGAGGUGUCACAGCACAGAAUCAUUUCCAGGCUCAGCAACAAGAACUGAGCAGCAACCCAACACCACUGCAACAGCUUGCUCAGGCAGAAGCUCAGUGGAAGUCCAAACAAAUCUACAACUAUGCCUAUGUGUACAACAACCAUGGAUCCAACCCCCACAACAUUGUCUAUCCCUGGGAUGUCACAGUCCGAAAUGGCAAGGAAGCUUCUGGCAAGGAUGGAACCACAACCAAAUCUUUUAUGAACCCCACCCCCAAACCAUGGAGGAAGUUUUUCAAAGGAUCCGAAAUGCCUACAGCCAGCCAGCCAAGUUCUUUUAUGUUAGGUACAACAAGGUCUAUGGGUUCCCAGAAGACAUCUAUAUUGUCUACAAUUUUGAAACUCCUGAUGCCGCCUAUGAUGAAGAAAUCACCAACUUUGUGA
Messenger RNA from Seminavis robusta, 474 nucleotides. Lineage: Eukaryota; Bacillariophyta; Bacillariophyceae; Naviculales; Naviculaceae. The record is from the annotation of a GenBank genome assembly.